ACCAGUUUCGAACAUCUCGUCAGUUGCRGAAGAGGUGGAAGCUACAUACUUGCCGCGAUCUAGCUAAUAUCAAACGUUUUUCAGAUCUUCUUUUGCAAAUUUCGAAUGUUUUCUUUCACCAGGAUGUAAAGAGAAACUUAGAAAUGGCAUCAAGAAACCUCAAGCCUAAGAAUUCAUCCGAUUCUGAGGGUGAGGCAGAAUGGACAUUUAUCGAUACUGAUGAAGGGACGAUUGAAACAAGGAAAGACUCUGUCACCUAUCGCAAACCUACAUAUUCUGAGAUCCUAAAGGGAGUAGUCGCAGAGGAUUUGGCCGAGGAGGUUGACAGUGAACCMGAAUUCGAGGUCCUUGCUAGUUUCAAAUUCCGACCCAAGGGAGAAUCGUUUGGCCUUGGAAGCUCAGCUCCUAAACCUCCAAAGAAUGCAAAGGCGCAAGGAAAAGGAAGUAGUCAUGAAGUAGAUGAUGAUGAUGAAUCACCAAAUGGCGAYGAUUCAAGCUGUAGUGAUGAUGGCAUYAUGAUCAUUUCAAGUCAUUUAACUGGUGAAGAUAAAGCUGAUGAAGAWAGYAAUWGCAAAGUUCCAYYACAAGCUUCUAAUGAUAAUGAUURCAAUAAGAUUAAUAAUGCAGGAUCYMUGGAUGACAAKAGCAAAGAUARAGAGACCGAUGCURACAAGAACACACACGAUGAGGAUGAUGAYUUCGUAAUKACKGAURAAACUGAGUCUGAUUUUGAAGAAGCAACCAUGAAUAAUACCCCUGAUGACAAUGAAGAUGAUGAUAAAGAAUGCAAGAAAGAUGUUGAAUUAGACAAGGAAACACUUAGUGAAAGCACAGCUGACAGCUUGAAUGCAAGCACCAUAAAAGAGGCAACACCAUUGAAUGAGGAAAGCUAUGACAAYAACAGUGACAGUGACAGUGACAACCAUGACAAYAAUGAUGAUGGAUUCCUUGGCAUACACAAAGGAGGUAUAUGCGACAACCCAGAGAAAGACUUGGAUUGGGACAGCCUCACCUUUCAGCUACUAAGCACUUUACCGAGAUUGAGUCUCAGUACAAGCACUCUUGAAGAUGACAAUAAGAACCCUAGACCACAAGACRGCACCAUAGACAGCAUUCAAGACUCUGAUAGUGAAAGUGAUUCUCAUAGCAGUUAUGCUGCCAUUAGCCAAGACGACAAACAAGRCGAUACAUCAUCCUUCGACRAGCUGAGUGACUCAGCUGAUGUCAACAGGGACUUUAGUUCAGAACCWAUGAUUCCACAAUGGCUYUUUAAUGCUGAUAAGGAUGCCGAAGAUGAAAUAGAAUCAUUUGAUGAUGAUAGUGAUUACRUCAUCUCAGACAUAGAAGAGCUCAAAGAAUCUGGUCUAAUUCCACAGUGGUUCUUUGAUCCAAGCCACAAAGUACAUGUAGACAAAUCGGUUGAUGGGGGCUUUGAACUCAUCAACUCAGACCUAGAUGACCUAAAUAAGGAUCCAGUUAUUCCUGUCUGCAUUUACAACCCAAGCUACAAAGUAAUAGAUACAAAUGGAUCUUUCAAUGACGAUGUUGAAGAAAACAACCCAAUUAUCCCAGAAUGGUUUUUCGAUCCCAACUACAAAAUUCAGGACCUCAAUGAAAUGUUCGAUGAUGACACGGACUAUACUGAUUACACUGAUUAUGAUUCRGAUGAUGACCAUGACAGCUCAAUGACCUUACCCCGAUGGCUCUUYGAUAAAAACUUUAAACCUCCAGAUCAAAACGAGGAAGAAUUUUCCUGGCCUUCUCAGUUGUUUGUGGAUAUACCUACGUUUAUCAUUCUCCUCUGUUUGACCACAGCUCUUGGAUUUAGCAUUGGACACGGUUUGACAGUAUACUUAAGCAACCAAUCCAUCAACAGAAACGCAAAGUUACAAAACAUAGAAACGCCAGCAAAACAAUUCCCAAGCUCUCUAGAAGACCUCGGCUUGACGCCUGAAGAAAUAGCAAGAAUAGACUUGCUAAGACUCGAAGAUGAACUCCAUCAACAGAAAGAGGCAGACAUGUUAUCGAACCACCUCAGGUUUGAUCUAAGAGAAAUUUACAAAAGUCUYAAAGACAAGCACUAUCGUCUUCUUCGUAAUCAAAAAAGUACAGAGGAUCGACUUCAUAUCAGCAAGACCAUGUCUUGGUACUGGCGUAUGARGUACGAUGAAGAAAAGCGCCGAAACGAAGUGACAGGUUUACCUACGAACCUUCGGCCUAAGAACUUUAAGGACAUGGCGAACUUGGCGAGGAARACAAAGCUUGCGAAAAAAUGGAGGCGCCAAUACAAGGAAAAUUACACUGCACAAGGGCUAGGAAAGAGUAAUCCUUUGAACUCUAAUCUAAAAUGGCUCGUUAAGYCCUUGGAUGCAACGUUAAAACAAGAUAAGAGACUAGGCAGUCGAUACUUGAUGAAAGCGAUGRCUUUGUCAAAGGAUAAAGACAUGAAAAAUUUCAGAAAACGAUGGACACAAGACUUAAAAGACCUGAAGCAAAGAUCCUGUUGUUCGUAUCCGACGAAUAAGAGCAUCCAGUUGAAAAAUAAAACAGCGGUUUCAAGCCCAUUUACCUGGGUUAACGAUAGCCGGGAUUGUAAGCGAGCGAAGAGAAGCGAUAUCUUAGGUCUUUGCUCGACGAAAAAAUCUUCUUUGGAAAAAACGAAAAUUAAURAUCCAACUGCUGAAAAACCAGCUAAAAAGGACUCUGGGAGAAAAAACGAUGUAAAGUUUAGACCUUGCUUUUCAAAACCAAAGAAUAAUAGUAAAAUAAAGCAAACAUCGUCAAAAAAUAAAGGCAAAUUGUCUUCUAGAGUUAGUCGAGAUCCAAAAAGGAGUUCAGUUCAUCGCGCAAAUAGACAGGAGAAAGUUCGCAGCGAUAGGAUAAAGAAAAGAGAAUUAAAGAAAAAGGCUUUAAAGAUAAAAAAUCAAGUCGAUGAACUUAAAGCUGUUCUUGUUGAACUUCGUAGAGAAAGACGUAGAGCUGAAAAAGAAAAGGCUAAGUUAGAAGCAAGUUGGAGAAAAUUAAAGCGACAGCGUUUGCAGUUCGAGAAGGAAAGGAAGGAGAAACAGAAAAGUGAUGAAAAGAAGAACAAGAAAGUAACGUCUAAACUAACAAGAGAGAAAACUCGAUUGAAGACGUGGAAGAACGUUGCAAAAAGAGCUCAAAAGAAAGCCCAUACUUUGCACAAGAAUCUUAAACGUGUGUCUGUCGCAAAGCARGAGUUAAAAGAUAUCAAAAACAUCAAAAAGAACCUGAAAAUUGAGAAAAGAAAGCUUCGUGAGCAGCAAAAGAAUCUGAAAUCCAUAAAACRACAGUUAAGGAAGGAACAUCGAAAUUAUGCAAGAGAAAGAUGGAAGACGAAGAAAAAGCGUAGACAAUUGGAAAAACAAAGGAUUAAUGAAUCCGAACCAAUUAAAAAGAAAAAUAAAGCCAAGAAACAAGACAAGACAAGCACUAACCGGAAGAAAGCAGAGAAACACCAAAGUCAACGUUCUUCUACYAAACGCUCCCAGGACAAGAAAAAGCAAAAACCUCAAAAGAAGUUUUGGGAAAAUUUAGAAAAAAGUUUAUAUGAAUGGGCUCAAAAAGUCAACAGGACAAUAGAGCAUCAUCGUCGUGGAAAGGCGAGUAAAGUAUGGAAAAARUUGAGAGCUCAGUUCGAUAAGUUUGUGGCUUGGACGAAAGAACCAAAGGAAAAGGAAAAUAAGGUGAAGAAACAAGAGAAGACAAGGACUAACGGCAUGAAAACAGAGAAACGUCAAAGAGAACAGUCCUCUAACAAACACUCCGAGGAUAAAAAUAAGAAGCAAGCRCCUCGAAAGAAAUUUUGGGAAAAUGUARAAAAAAGUUUAUAUGAAUGGGCUCAAAAGGUCAACAGGACAAUACGGCAUCAUCGUCGAGGAAAAGCGAGUAAAAUAUGGAAAAAGUUGAGAGCUCAGUUCRAUAAUUUAGUAGCUUGGACGACAGGAAAGUAUUCCAAAGCAACGGGCCCAGUGAAGAAGAAGAAAGAGCAUCACUCAAAAAAUAAAAUUAAAAGUCCAGUGUUUGAGAAGAUUCUUGCAGAGCAGAUAAAGUAUGACGAAGAGAAAAGAAAUAGUCAAAAGGAUUCUGAAAAUCAAUGGAAAUCGAGGAGUCCGGUCGUCAACAAGAAUAAAAUAAAAGUUCAUGACGUGAAAAAGAAGAAGAAGAAGAAGAAGGAAAGAAAAAAGAAGGAUCCUGAGACGUCGUUAAAGCAACGGCAAAGAAAACAACGGAGAAAAUACCAGAGAGAACUUGAACGUCUUCAGCAAUGGGCUUUACAGAUGAAUGAGAAGAAACUGGAGCACGAGAGGAUCUAUAGAAAGAAAGAAAAAAAGAGCCGAAAACGUUUCAAAUCUGACAGAACUCAUCCCAAGCCUGGCACCAAAGAAGGUGCAGCAAAGGGACGGGAUUUGGUUUCGGUGGAAGAUUCAAAUAGUACGUUUAUGUUGUUGCUACAACCCCAGGCUAGCACGUCCGCAGACUACAAGACUCCAAAAGAUACAAGAAAAGAAAAAUCUAGAUACCAAGACAAGGAGAGUAUCAUUCGAGAAGUGACGAAGUCGCAGAUAAACCACAAAUUGAACGAGAAGAAAACACAGACAGGUGUGACUCUUCCAUUAGAAGAUGAUGUCAUAAAGCUACCGGAUGACGUCAAUAAUGGAAAAGAACCAAGUARUYCCUUGGAUGUGACGUCAUUUGGWGAUGAAAGUYGCAGUGGCCAAGAGCCAACUCCUCCAUCUUUCAGUCCUACUUUCUACAAAGAUUUUCCCAUUAUUGGAAUCAUAAAUGACGCAAAGCGUAAAAGAGAUGGGUCUAUUGGUGAAGCGGAWAUCUUAUCUUCUGACAGUCCCAAAGUUCCUGAAAACUCGCAGAACGGUGGCAAUGGCCAGCGGACUGAUCCUUGGUACAUGCGCAGAGCUGAACAACGKGAGGAAUUCCAKGAUACUGACACAGGUCUUACGUUGUCUCCUCGUCUCGUUGGUCCUUUGAAGUCCGACGGCACGUGGUUUUUCCAAAGAUCCAGCGAUCGCGCCUUACAGCGAAAAUUAUAUGAGCCCUUGAACAGACAGAGCACGAGGGAUGGAUUUAAACAUAACGCUUGGAGGUCCUAUUUCCAUCGCGGGAGACKUCGGAGCGCAAUGAACGAUGGGGAGUGGGUGUUUGAGCGAGCAAGCGAUCGUGCUGAACAGCGGUCUAAUGACGAGCCUUGGUACAUGCGCCGUGCGGAGGGCAGAAAAGAAGACCGAGAGGAGAACAAAGAUUCGUGGUUCAUUGAACGUGGUUUCGACCGAGAYAUUCUACAUCAUUACGACGAGGAUGAUGAAGAUGAUGACCUGAUGAAUGAUUACGAURAUUAUGCUGAUCAUGGCUUUGAUGAAGAAUAUGAAGAUCCAUGGYUUUAAAACAAUCCACCGAAUGGAAACCUUAGUAAUAUUAGCACAUUUAACGAGGUAAAAUAUCCCAAUAUGUURAGCAAAUGUUUUAGAAUCUCGUUAUUAAAUUAGUCCAGGCCCGUCUCUAGAGGUGGUACGAUGGUCCAGCCCCACCCCUCCCUUCUCCUCUCCUCUCCUCUCCUCUCUAUGCAAAACAUGCAAGAAGAUUCAAUAACGCAAUAAUAUGUUUAUCAAGAAAUGGCAWAACUAAGAUUGGUAGAAAAACGAACCUCCCUUUUCAAGUUUAUAGCUACGGGGUGGAAUUUCCUUCUCAAACAAAUACAAUACUUCCAUUUCGAGUUCGCCUUUGCUCAGUCUUAGCCUCGAUUGUGUACAAUUGUGUUCUUUUCUUUCAUUAAGGUCCAUUGUAUAGUAAGCAAUGUACGCACUACGGAACAAUACGAGUUGAUUAAAAUGCCACGGGUUUUGGUUGAAUAGCUGAAUAUUAUAACGUACAAACGAGACUAAGACUGAGCAAAGAGAACUCGAAACUGGAGUAUUCUAAAAUAGAAUAUAGUUUAGGCAGGGUUAGCCUUGUGAUCAGUUUACAUUCAAAACUAAAACUUUCCUGCAAGAGAUUGCAUCAAGAUUGUCCUUUUUGUCUCUGCCGUAACUUUUGUUCAUUUUUGAUAGGAAAAAAGGCUAGCCCUGCCUUCAUGGCCAUGCGUAAAUAAUUAGCCUAGACGGAACAAUACGUUAUGUAUUGUAAUCUCGAAAAAAAAUAACUUAACAUCUAGGGACUUAGUCCUCCACAGUCAUUUCUUCCCAACCUUCUAGCUGUGGGCUUCCUGUCCAAAGCGGGAGCAGAAAAGACUAGGGGAGGACAGAGAGUAGAAAAAUAUUCGUCCACCAGUAGAGAGACAAGAGUGAUGUUGGGAGAAGGCUUAUUCAACCAAUACCAAAUCACAAUUUGGGCAUCAGUUUAUGAGAUUAGAUUCAAAAAUUGCAGAUUUUUUUCUUAAUUUUUAAAUUCUCGGGGUUUUUUUGGGGGAGUGGGGAGAAUUUGAUGGUAUUUUCUUUCUGGUUUAUUUUGCUUUUUAAGAUAUUGUCUUUUUGAGGGGAAGGUAAGCUGGUUAGUUUUUUAUUUGUGGUGAAAAUCGGACAAUUUUGGKUUUUUUUUCCAUGUAUGUGUUUGUUUGCUUCGAAAAAAAAAUUUCGAGGCCUUUUUCAAAUUGAAUUUCAAGCUAUCGUAUAAUUGAGAAAAGAAUCGAAUGUCAAGGCAUCUUGCAAUUGUUUUUAAACUAAAUUAAAGGGGUCAACAACCUUCGUAACACGACCGUUCGUUUUGAACUCCGCACAAACCUCCUUAAUACGACCUUAACACUACCAUUUUGGAAACUUUACGAUGCGACCGUGUAAAGAACGAAAUCACUAAUAAGUUAACAUGUUUAUUACGACCUACGUAACAUUGGUCUCAGGACCUGCGUAAUACGACCUCAUGUAUACGACCACUAAUCCUUACGUUUGAAACAAUGUUAAAAGGGUAAAUUAUACACCGUGAAAAGAUGAAAAAACCUACUGACGUUUCGGGCGCUAGUCCUUCGUCGGAGUAAAAGAGGAAAGUUUGAAUUUUUUUUUUUUUUUUCACGUGAAAAUAAGUUUUUAUUUUGUUUACAUAAAAAUCUGGAUCUCACCUCAAUGUUAAAGUUUAAAAAAUUUCAAAUGCUUUUUUCUUUGUCAAGUAAGAGUACUUUAGUUCAUUUCCAUGUAUGCAGUGUGUGUGGGAGAGAGCAGGGGARAGAAUUGAAGUUCAUUGCAUUUUUUUCCUUUUUUUUGGCUUUCUUUUGGGGGGAGGCAUUUUAGUGGUUUUUAUAUUUUUGUUAGUUUGUUUUUUAAGUUUGGGCAAUUUUUUUAUCGCAAACGAUGUUUACAGUUAAAAGAAGCAAAUUCAAAAUAGUAAUUGACAAAAAAAUUGAUAACAUUUUUUGAAACCACUUUAAAGUUCUUCCUUGAAGUCAGUCUUAACUUACACGAAUGUGAAAAUAUUUUUUCUGUGACUUUUUUUCAGUUCCGUUUUUCUGAUAUAUUAAACUAUUUUGCUUAAAAACUAAUUCAUGUUGACUAAAAUGUAAUUGGAAUUUGAUUUGACAGCAGAUCACUGCCCAGCCUUAUUUAGACCAAAAUGAGAAACGUUCUAAAGGUUUCUUGGCAGGGAUUCACUGCAGCACUAGAGUGGUUUUCGUGCAGCACUUGAGUGGUUUUCUUGCAGCACUCGAGUAGCUUUCGCUUAUUACUAGAGUGGUUUUCGUUUAGCACUCGAGUGGUUUCCGCUGCUGGCCUUCAAAUUUCUUGAUAUUCAUAUUUUCAAGGUUUUCGAUUCUUUUUCAAGGGGAAAUGAGUUAAAUUACCAGAAUAUUCUAUUAUUAUGGCAAUAACGAGUUGCUACAUCUAAGGAUAGGUAUAUUUUGAGUUCUAACAUUUAUAUGAAAAAAAUCACAUCCGAUGCAAAGAUUUUAAAAGCGAUAUCGAAGCUUCUCUUUUCGGUUGUCGGUCAAAAAGUUACACUUUCAACUUUCCAUCGAACAAACCUCCUUUAACUUUCGCAAAACGUUACAAAGAUUUUUUUUAAAACCAACCCCAGUAAAUUGCGAGAUGCCUUGGUACUUUCUGUCAGGGUGUGGUCCCAAUUUCGUGAAACUAUUCUAGACAUUUUGUUCGUUUGUCUUUAGAUUCUUUCUUUUUCCAGGGUUAAAAUCAAUUUGGUAAUUUCAUGAAGUAUGUGAUUUAAAAUAGCUUCAGUUUUUUCAUAACCGUUACGCCCAUAUUUUCUAAAUUGUUGAAUAAGCUUCUCCCUUUCUCUCCUCUCUCCUGGCUCCUAUGUCUCUCUCUCAAGGGAUUUUUAAGUCUCUAUAAAGUUAGGAUUAAGGAUUCAAAGCUAUUGAAAAGGGAGAGUGUUCCAUUAGCUUAGUGUGAAAAGUGAUGAUCUUCAAACAGCGCAAUUUUUCUACGGGUUUUUAAAUUAGGUAUUAGACUUUAUAAACAACACUAAAAAAGAAUUUAUAUUUAUUUCUGUUGGUUAAGGCCAACAGACUCAAAAAAAUGUCAAAAUUCUUAAGACAAUUUAUUUGUCCAAAACGAAGAAUUUCAUUUGGUUUUGUGAAGUAAACUUCUAUUUAAUAUCAUAGCUUUUUUAACUUUGUUUGUAAGGUGCUCUUCUGACAAAAUGUACUAGCAAAGUAGACAUAUUAUUAAGAUUAUGCUUUCAUUGCUAAGCUAAUAUCUUUAAGGGUGGUUCUGUUGAUAUGGCUAUGAAGUUGUCUUCAAAUUGCUCUGUGGAUCGACAUAUCUAACGAAAGAGCAAGGAAAAUCUUACGGAAUUUAAGCUAGAUAUUUACCAACUAUGUCUAUGUUAAUUGAUUUUACAAUCUAUACUAUUUGUGGCUUAUUUUAUUUUUGGGCUAUUUCCAUUAAAAAAAUUCACGAAGCUUUGUUUUUCGCUGGGGAUUUAUUGCGAUUUGGAUUCGCCUUUUAUGAUAUAACCUUCGUUUAUUUGUGUGCUGGGCUUUUGGGUAUAAAUUCAAAAAAAAAAAAAAGAAGAGAUAAUUGUCGAACUCUUGCGCGCGCUACCCGAAGUAAAGUGUAAAUGACUUGAUACAUAAAUGAUUUUCCUAAUUCUAUAAACCUUUAUAUAUCUUUUUACCAAUUUGAACAUAAUAUAUAUUCGUGUGAAAAUAAACUUUUGAUAUAUAUCCACAUAUGUACCUACCCUUUGCUUGACUUUGAGUUUGACUCGUGUUAUAAUUAGUUGUAUAAAUCCUAAUAAAAUUGAAAUUAAA
Messenger RNA from Actinia tenebrosa (Australian red waratah sea anemone), 9229 nucleotides. RefSeq lists its product as uncharacterized. Lineage: Eukaryota; Metazoa; Cnidaria; Anthozoa; Actiniaria; Actiniidae. The record is from RefSeq and is a predicted model, not a curated record.